This is a messenger RNA of Pyricularia grisea, 375 nucleotides long. RefSeq lists its product as uncharacterized. The transcript is spliced from 2 exons. The record is from RefSeq and is a predicted model, not a curated record. Bases 106 to 375 code for a protein of 89 amino acids. Lineage: Eukaryota; Fungi; Ascomycota; Sordariomycetes; Magnaporthales; Pyriculariaceae.
UCCAAACUUCGACUCAGGCUUGCGACCAAUCAAUCAUCUGAUAAGCCAACAGCGACUUGAUGGUUGGAAGACUACUGUUGGUCUAGAUGAGAUCCAUGCUUUUUUAUGCUUUGUUAUCAGUUGUACAAUCCGAUUCAUGCGUCUCGUCUACGAAGUUAUCCUGAACACAUCCAACAAGAUCAAAAUGUUAAGAUGACAGCAACAGACUGUGCGCUCAGCGGGCGGCACUCCGAUGGUAACGGUUACAUCGGCGGAAGCCUGCUCAUCUAUAUUCGUCUAAAGGUAUCAGUUAUGCUUCGCAAUAAACAUGCUUCAUGGUCAUCUCAUGCCUCGUGGAGGCGAGGAGGCGAAAAUUCGCCGGUCCUUGGCGAGUGA